Messenger RNA from Mustela lutreola (European mink), 2522 nucleotides. RefSeq names its product chromosome 1 C11orf54 homolog (gene BKGD). Gene Ontology annotation, molecular function: hydrolase activity, acting on ester bonds; zinc ion binding. Bases 547 to 1494 code for a protein of 315 amino acids. Gene Ontology annotation, cellular component: nucleus. The transcript has 10 exons. NCBI's taxonomy places the organism in Eukaryota, Metazoa, Chordata, Mammalia, Carnivora, Mustelidae. The record is from RefSeq and is a predicted model, not a curated record.
CGCGAGGGGUGGGGCGGUGGGCGGUGCCUGAACGCCCAAAAGCGGAGGAGGCGGGGUUGACAGACAAAACCAGGAUUCAGGUGCGGAUUUCGUUAACCUAACGGGUAAACGUAUCCGCUGAUGACAAGAAUAAAUUGUGGGGCCAACUAAACCGGGCGGAUGUGAGCUGAGAGGAGUCAGCCGCUCGGCUGUUUGCGGUGUCUCUCAUUGGCUGAACUGUCUUCGGGUUUUCUAAAGACUUCGGGGGCGCGUGCGUGGCGCCUCCUGAACGGCUACUGAGUGUUGCAACCGUCUAAACUAGUUUAGUUUUGGUGGUUUUCCCCCCUUAAGGGAGUUCCAAAAAGGAUUGAGCUGGUUUGAUGUGUCCACUUUCAAACCUCUUGGAUCCUGUGACACACCUGUAAAGCUGCCUAGUCCUGUGUACUUAGUGUCAUCCCAGGAUUCAACAGACCUUGAAGAGCAACACUCUUCAUGCACGGUGAACUCUUGUGAUCAUUAGCCUACCAUAGCUUCGUGUGUAUAUCCUCAUACCUAAAGAAGAAGGAAAUGGCUUGUGCUGAGUAUUCUUUUCAUGUGCCAAGUCUCGAGGAGCUUGCUGGAGUUCUGCAGAAGGGGCUAAAGGAUAACUUUGCUGAUGUCCAGGUCUCUGUGGUUGAUUGCCCUGAUUUGACUAAGGAGCCAUUUACAUUUCCUGUAAAAGGCAUCUGUGGGAAAACUAGAAUUGCAGAAGUAGGAGGUGUGCCUUACUUAUUGCCUCUUGUAAAAAAAGAAAAAGUGUAUGAUAUAAAUAAGAUUGCAAAAGAAAUCAAGCUUCCUGGAGCUUUUAUUCUUGGAGCAGGAGCAGGCCCAUUUCAGACUCUUGGGUUCAACUGUGAGUUUAUGCCAGUCAUUCAAACAGAAAGUGAACACAAACCUCCAGUGAAUGGAAGUUACUUUGCCCGUGUUAACCCUGCAGAUGGAGGGUGCCUCCUAGAGAAAUACAGUGAGAAAUACCAUGAUUUUGGGUGUGCAUUACUGGCUAAUCUUUUUGCCAGUGAGGGUCAACCUGGAAAGGUCAUUGAGGUGAAAGCAAAAAGAAGAACUGGAAAACUUAACUUUGUGACUUGUAUGAGACAGACUCUUGAAAAACAUUAUGGAAAUAAACCUGUAGGGAUGGGAGGUACCUUCAUAAUUCAGAAGGGAAAAGCAAAGACUCACAUAAUGCCUGCAGAAUUUUCUUCCUGCCCAUUGAACUCUGAUGAAGAGGUGAAUAAAUGGUUGCGCUUUUAUGAGAUGAAAGCUCCUUUGGUUUGUCUGCCAGUUUUUGUCUCCAGAGACCCGGGGUUUGAUUUGCGAUUGGAGCACACUCAUUGUUUUAGUCAUCAUGGAGAAGGUGGACACUACCAUUAUGAUACUACCCCAGACACAGUGGAAUAUCUUGGAUACUUCUUGCCUGCAGAGUUUCUAUAUCGCAUUGAUCAACCAAAAGAGACCCAUUUAUUUGGGCGAGAUUAAGUCAAAUGAAAAAGAAAUAAUUAACUAAAGUUAACUAACUCAUUAAUUGAUACUACUAUAAAAUCCAAUAAAAAUGAUCUCACUACUUAAAUCCCAUUUUUUGAUCUUUAAGUGAAAGGUAUGUUGACAUUUACACUAUUGUUUCGUGGAACUACCUUAGAGAUUUUUGGAAACCAAGAUACAUAAUGAAAAUGUUCUUCAUUAUUUUUGUAUUCUUUAAUAAUAGCAAAAUCAGUCUUAUGUUUAUACCUUAAGUAUAAAGACAAUCAGGAAUCAUAUGAUUUAUUCCUACUGUCUACUGGUAAUAAAUUUGUGUAACAUUAUUAAAUUUUUCAAAUUAGUCUCACAACUCCUAAGUGGAUAUUUCUGGGUAUAGAAACAGUUUUGCAAAUGUUGAUAGUUGCUGAGUCUUAAUACUAAAUUUAAAAAAUCCAUUUCAGAAAUCAGAGUAUACUUUUUUCCAUGGAAUAAGGUGGGCCAAGGAAGCAACUUUACCCCUUUUGCUGGGGCUGAACCAUACUCAGAAGUUUGCAGUUUGCCUUUCACAAACAUUGGCAACUAGAUGGUAGGCCAUGAUGGCCCCUUUGUUUGGCUUGCCAAUUGGAAGCAGCUGGUACCUUGUCAGUUAUUUGCCAGAAAGAAAGGGAAAAGAAACAGCAUCAAAAUACAACACUGAAGUAAGUUUACUUUAAUUUACCAAUGAGGCUAUUGCUAAACAUGACCACUGUCCUUUGUAAAAUAAAAAAUUAUACUAUUUUACUGAUUGUAAUUAUCAAAGUUUUCCUCAAUAUUCUUCUGUAAUAAUUUUUAGAAAUCAACUGUCUAAUCUUAAUCUUGCUAAUGCUAAUCAUGUGCAAAUUUAGGAGUUCUUUAAUACCAAACACAUACUAAAUCUUCAAAAAAUAUUUUUUGAUUGUCUUCUUUGGAUGUUACCUAUAACAUGUCCUGUAAGUAUAAACUCCUAAAUGUUAUUUUUGAAUAAGUACCAGUCUGAAGCAAAAAAAUGAAUAAAAAUUUUAUAUUCACAA